GCUCUACCCGCCCGACAAUGGUCCUCUGUCAUUCUCAUCCAAAGUGUGUUAUAUAAAGUACCGAGACCCCUCCAGUGUUGGUGUGGCGCAACAUCUCACUAAUACUGUGUUUGUUGACAGAGCUUUGAUAGUAGUGCCAUGUGCGGAAGGUGAGUGCAAUCCGUUUCACUCUAAAAUGAAAUGUCUUGAGUGGACCUGCUAUGUCCUUCCUCCCUUUGAGUGCAACCGUUUGGUGUUUUGGUUGAAUUCAGGGUUUGUUUGUUUUUAUUCACAAGGAAAAUUGGCAAGUUGUGCCAUUGGCUAGUUCUGAUUGGUCACAAAGUAGUUUUACACAGGUGACUGGGUUGUAUCACCUCAUUAAACACUAGCUUGCUAAUCUCUAUUAAAGUGCCCAGCCAGGGUUUCUGUUUGGUGUCACAAGGUUGUUUCUUUCUACAGAUAAUAUUAGAUAAAGUUUUGUUUUUUUCACUGUAAACACUGGAUUCUCUGGAAUAAGUAGCUUGUGUAGCUCCCCGAAAGAAACUGUCAUUAAUGAUAUCUGUUUCACGGUAAUUACAAAAUAAGUCCAUUACAUCACAGCUAACUAAAACCCCUUUCUCUCUUUCAUUUUUGGUGCUCCUUUUUCUUUAAAUUUCCCUCCCUUUUGGUGCCACUGUUGUUCCCUUGUGUACAGUCAAAAAAAAAUGAUAUCACCUCUAACUUGAUGCUUUUUGUCCACGUGACUUGGUGCUGGAUGGCUACUGAGUUUAUUAAUUUGGUUUUGUAUGUUUUUUCUGUGUGAUUAUGUGUGCAUAUCAGAUGACUAGACUGGCCCAGCUGUUACACUACACUAGCCUGAGUCAGGCAUUGUUUUCCAAGCCACUAUCCCCGAUCGGGCCAACGCAGCCUUCAAGGGGGAAUGUGACCAGGAGAAUAGCCCGCUGAGCCUUCCAAGAUGGACACCUUGUCUCUUUUUAUUUAUUUUUCUUUUCUUUUGCUGCGGCUUGUGUGUGAUUGAAUUCUGUCCAGGUUGCUACGGCAUACCGGUGGGAUGUGUAUCACACAUGGGAUGCUAGGAGGAUCACUAACACUUAACUCUCUUGUCACCUACUCCUGUUGACAUAGCGAGGGGCUAGACAUUAUAAAAAGUGAGACCCAGUAAUAGAAACUUUAUUUGCACUUUAUUUCAUCUGUGCUGAAAUCUGUUGUAAAAGGCAACAUUUACAAGUUUCUCCUCACAGUAAUACAUGACAGUAUUUGAUAAUAACACAGACAUUCUCCAUUCAACAUCACUUUCUUUUUUUAACUUGGAAAUUUGUGACACAUGCAUUAAUGCUUUGUGGCGUAAUUUGUCUUGAACUAUAUUUCCUAGCACUAGAAGAACUUUUCCAGUCAGACACAUGGUAAUUCAUGCUCAGUGCCUCCAGCUAUGAUGAACUGAAUUUUAAGUUAUUUUGUCUCUUAUUAGUCUAAACAUAGCCCUCUUCUCCAGCAGUAGGAAGCAGCAGAGUUUAAUCCAUAGGUGGAAUGAGCAAAAAUUCCUAAUUGGUUGUUUUUUUUGUAGCUAAGUCUUGGCUAACAUUUCCUACAGUUCUUAAAAUUGUUGUUCUUUUCUGUAUCUGAUGUCCUGUGUGCUAUUAGUGAUGCAGCCAUUGGGGUUGUCUUGUGUUGCACACCUUUCCAACACUGCGAAACGAUCGCCCCACGGAAAAGCGCCCAUGCUUGAUAUCGUAUGGUUCAUGACCAAUAUGUUUCCAGUACAGGGAAAAUCCCAGAGGAGGCCAAGGCCUUGUCACUUUUGGCACCUGCCACCCCAGUACCCAGUCUGAUUCCUGGUGGGGGACUGCUACCAAUUCCUACUCCAGCCCCACUUCAGAAUCUGAACCUUCCCAUAGUGAAUCGGAUAUCAGCUGGUCUGGACCCCGCAGCAUCAGCACUCGCCCAGCCCCCCCUCAUGGGAAAUGUGGAUCCGUCAAAGAUUGAUGAGAUCAGGAGGACCGUGUAUGUUGGCAACUUGAACUCACAGACAACCACUGCAGAGCAGCUGUUGGAGUUCUUCAAGCAGGUGGGAGAUGUAAAGUUUGUGCGAAUGGCUGGAGAUGAGACUCAGCCGACACGUUUCGCCUUUGUGGAGUUUGUUGAGCAGGAGUCAGUCUCCAGAGCCCUGACCUUCAAUGGAGUCAUGUUUGGAGACAGACCCCUGAAGGUUAAUCAUUCCAACAACGCCAUAGUAAAACCCCCAGAGAUGACGCCACAGGCAGCUGCUAAGGAGCUAGAAAGUGUGAUGAAGAGGGUGAGGGAAGCCCAGUCUACCAUUGCUGCUGCUAUAGAGCCAGUGGAAACAAAGAAGCGUUCGUCCAGUCGGUCUAGAAGGGGACGCAGGUCACACUCGCGGUCACGUUCCCGUUCACACUCCCGGACGCGGAGGAAAAGGUCCCGUUCGAAACACAGCAGACCGCCGCAGAGGUUGUGGCCAAGGAGUGACUCCCACAGUUCGCGAGGCGGCCACAAGAGACGCUCUCGCUCCAGAGACAGGAGACACAGUCGAAGUCGCUCGAGGGGCCACAGGAGGAGGAGUAAGGAUCGGUCCAGGAGCCCUCGAAGAAAAGCCAGAUCACCCUCACCAAAAAGAGGUAAGAAAGAGAAGAGGAGGGAGCGCAGCAGGGACAGGAAGGACCGCUCCACAUCCAGGAAGAGGAGCCGCAAGGACGAGGACAGGAUAAAGAGCAAGGCCAAGCCAACAAAGGCGGAAAGAGACUAUGACAGAGAAGAGAAGGACGACUUCGAAAGUGACAGAGAAGACUCGGUCACACUGAGCGAGGACAUGACAUCAUCACCCUGCGUCCAGCACAACGGCAGCUACAAGUCUCACAAUGAGGAGGAUGUGUACAUGGGUGCAGACGGCACCAAGUGACUAUUACACCACCAUGGAAACUGCUCUAAUGAUCCCAUUGCGUGUGUAUACAUACAUGAACACCAGAUUACCACUAACAACAGCGUGUUUCCCCCCACCAUCGUCUCCUGUCGUACAAUCUGAUUUUAUUGUCUAUUGUCCUGUAAUCCAACUCAUUUUCAGUAUCCCACUGUAAGGGCAAGUGAGCGCUCGGUACAGCAGAGAUAAACCUUAUGUUUAUGCGUUAUGAUAUCUUGUAAGAUAACCGUACAACACUAAACACUGAAACUGCCAUCAAAAACAAUAUUUAAAUAAUAGAAGCUUCUCAAACUGUGGCAUGGCUGCCAUAUUGGAUUGCAUCAUUUAUACAGGUGAUAUUGUGUCCACCUCCUGUGCGUGUGUUCACUACUUGAAGAGCUCAUUUCCUGUUCUUUCUAUAGAGAUUCUAAAACUGCAGUGCACCCCAGCAGACUAGAUGAGCGUGCUCGCCUGAACCAGCUGCAGAGCUUCUGACGAUGGCAGAAAAUCCAGCAGGAAGAGUUUCCACUUGUUUGUCCAGAAUUAUGAAGUUUUUAAUCGCAGCGUUGUCCCUGGUUACAUUGAUAUUACUCCUCCAGUGACAUCAUGCCGUUUUCUUAAGAAAAGAAAUGUUUAUCCAAAUAUCACCAACAGCAAUAUGCAGCAAGGUUGCCUACACAGGUAUAGGCCUGUGCUGCGUCAGAACAGGAAAAGUCCCCAAAUGAGUCAGUGACACACAAAGAUAAGAAGGCGUGUUUUGCAGAAAAGUUUUAAGUGUUAAUCUGCCCAAUGCGUUCGUAAAUGUGGGCACUUUAAGGCACAAAAAGGGCCUGGACUGGCAGCUGCUCUGGAUCGCAACGCAUUUGAAGCUUGGCAGCAGGCAGCAUUUAAUACAAAGUAUUAAAAUGAUAGGAAAUAACUCUUACUAUCCUAUAAUGUGUAUCUGCUCCUGUCUGUAACAGUAAAGUAACUUCAGUUUUAGUGGAAACUGAAUGAAUUCAUUUGUAGGGCUGUUUUACAUUAUGUGAUGUAAUGUGUCUCUUAGGGCCCCCCAGUUGAAUCGUCACUGUUUUCAGAGAGCUUUGCUAGCACUGAGUUGGUUGAUGCUAUAUUUUGCAUCACUUGCGUUUUGUCAAUACAUAAAUUAAAGUGAUUGUAGUAUAAUCCAGGCCAUUAUCAUGUUAGGUUCAGUAUCUAGAGUUAGUAUUUGUUGCUCACUAGCACACCAAAAGGCAAAGGAAGUACCAUCAAAACAGAGUUCCUCUCAGCUUUUAUUAGCCAGCUGAAUUCGAGUUCAUUACUGACGCCUCGUGAAGUAAAAAUAAACUCUCUCACUGAGGUCUCAUGGGGUGUAACUGUUCUUCCUCCUCGGCUGCUCUGGUCGUAGUGUGGCUCUGACAACAACUUCCUAUAUUCUGUCUAUUUACUACAUUUUUAAUACAUGUUCCUUGGUUAAAAAAAAAAAAAAGGAACCUAAGUGUAAGAACAUGAGGGCCCCUCUCAGUGUAUGGAUGACAUUAAAACAGGAUUCCUGCUCAUGCUAAAAUGCUCAUUUGCCCUUUGUGUGGUGUUUCAAUCGACCAGGUCCGUGAAGUGUCCUUUUUAUUUCCUCUUUUGCUCCAUUUUUUCUCCAUCCUCUGGGAAAUGGAGUGUCCUACAAAAUGUACGGUGUUGAUUUUAUGACUUGUGCUGUAAUUAUGAGAAUGCAGAAUUGUAUUCUACUGUUUCUGUGAACCUGUUGCUAAUAUAUUUUAGUAAAAAAAAAAAAAGAAACAUUUCUUAUUUGGUCGACAUAAAUACAGUGUUUUAUUUCCUGUUUUUUGUUUUUGUUUUAUGGGUGUACAUUUACUUUCUUUCUUUUUUUACAUUUCUGAUCACAAGUAGUCGCAACAAGAUCACAAUGUAUCAUGUUCUUUUACCUGUUAUUGUUGUAAUGCUGUGAGAUAAAAACAAUUUACUGUUUUAUAGAUACAACACAGGCCUAUACUGUAAAAUGACGGUGGUUUGCAAAAUGUCUGUCGGCUCAUAUUGCUCAAGAAAGCGAGACGCAAACAGAAGCUUGCAGCGGCUGUCUAUAUGAGGCUGAACAAUAUAUGUCAAAGGUCAACGAACUGCAAGCACAGAAGGGUCAAAAAGUGCCUAGACUAAGAUUGUACAGAAUAUUCUAAUAAAAAAUGGAGACUUAUUGACAGAUGCAACCUGAAUUUAUUGUUCAUGAUGUUUAAUAGGUAAAACUAAUGAGAUGUUAUAUUAAAGUAUUGUCUGUUGUCUUUAGUAAUUAAUAGCAGAAUAGAGUGAACAUUGAUGGGACUUUUUGUGUUUGCUUUUUUUUUUAUUUUAACGUUCUGUUAUUUUUGGUGUUGCCGUUUGCGUUAUUGUGAUUGUGUCAAAAAAUGAAAGAGGUUUUUGUGCAAACUGGCCCCAGAUUGAGAUCAGUGUUUUUUUUAAGUUUCUGAGAAAGCUUACUACAUUUUAAAAGCUUUACUUUUAAAAGGAGACGUAAAGACUUUAUGACUGUCCUCGCCAAAUUCCACUUGUAUGGCUUUUACAAACCUAAUUUGAUUGUAUUUUUUUCUUUUCUUUUCCUGCUUUUUUACGUACACAAAGCUUCAGUUUGAAGUGGUGAACUCGUGAUAAAGUUUAGUAAAAAAAAAAGCAUUUCCAACAAAACUGACAGUAUGUAAAGAAUUUUAUUUUUUAUAUGCGCUAUGCUCGGUAUAUACUGUAGAACCGGCUGACGGUUUGCUCCUGGGGGAUCGGCACUAGAUGUCUGUGUUUGGGACUUGAUGUAAAGGUUUGAUAACGCUGUUUUUGAAGAGCUUGGAUGUAUGUAUGUGAUCCUCCUCAAUUUGAAUCUAACAAUACAUCUGAUCUGUUUCCAAAAACACUCAAUAAAGAGACUUUUCAUUCA
Messenger RNA from Morone saxatilis (striped sea-bass), 5801 nucleotides. It is a transcript of the gene srek1, whose product is annotated as splicing regulatory glutamine/lysine-rich protein 1. Gene Ontology annotation, molecular function: RNA binding. Bases 1712 to 2893 code for a protein of 393 amino acids. NCBI's taxonomy places the organism in Eukaryota, Metazoa, Chordata, Actinopteri, Moronidae. The record is from RefSeq and is a predicted model, not a curated record. Gene Ontology annotation, cellular component: nucleoplasm. The transcript has 12 exons.